Molecule: messenger RNA, 4807 nt
Organism: Saccostrea echinata
Lineage: Eukaryota; Metazoa; Mollusca; Bivalvia; Ostreida; Ostreidae
Product: CD109 antigen-like
Exons: 37
Coding region: 62-4546 (1494 amino acids)
Cellular component (GO): extracellular region
Molecular function (GO): endopeptidase inhibitor activity
Source: RefSeq, a predicted model, not a curated record
AAUCAUUGUUUGAAAUUGUUUUAUGUUAUAGUAUAGUGGAUAUCGUCUCAUAUAGGUAGAUAUGGAAGGAAGACAAGUUUUCCUGUUCAUCCUAUUGUCUGUGAUAUCAUGUUCUCUUGCCAAGAACUCCUACAUUGUUAUGUUCCCAAAAACCAUUCGUCCUAACCUGGAAACAAAUGUGAAAGUCCAGCUUCUGAAUGCAUCCCGUGCCCCGGGGACGACGGUAGUGGUCAGUCUGCUGGACAGUAAUAAUAGUACUGUCGUCUCCGAAAUGAGGACCACAGAUCCUGCAAAUCCAACAAUGCUUACAAUUCCUUUAAUGAUGCCCUCCACUUUAAGCCCUGGGGAAGAGUACGCCAUAAGUAUUCAAGGAGAGGGAGGCGUUAACUUCAGUAAUUACACAAAAGUAGAAUUCAAUCCUAAAUACUCCUCCGUAAUGAUCCAAACUGACAAAGCCAUCUACAAACCUGGACAAACAAUACAUUUCCGUGUCUUCGGAAUAUACCCAGACUUAUCCAUUGUAAAUCAGAACAUCGAUGUUGAAAUAUAUGACCCUCUUGGAAAUAAAAUCGCCCAGUGGAAGAAUAAAGUUCCUGAUAAUGGUGUGUUUACAGACAGUUUAGUCAUGUCGGACCAUCCCGUACUCGGAGAAUGGAAGAUAAAGGCUGUACAAGGGAAUGAAGCCCAUACGAAGACAGUGACUGUAGAUGAAUAUGUAUUGCCAAAGUUUGAUGUAACCCUGGACCUUCCUCCAUUCGGACUUAGCAACAGAAACUUAACUGGCAUUAAAGUCAUAUCCAAAUACACAUUUGGUAAGCCAGUGAAAGGAAUAGUUGACAUACGAAUCCGACCUCCUUACCUCAGCACCAGUCCGUGGUCUAUCGAAAACAGGAAGAAACAGGGUCUUGUGAACGAGAUUUCUCAUACUGCACCGAUAAAUGGUGAAUAUAAGUUUGACGUAGAGAAUUCAAAGCUUAAGAGUCUUGAUAAAUGGCUGGACUACAGUGAGUUGUUAUUUGAAGUGAAUGUAACAGAGGCUAUAACUGGGCUUAGACAGAACGCUUCCGGCACUGUCAGAUUCUAUCCGUUUGAAAACAAAGUGGAAUUCCUCGAAUCUCUACCAAAGACGUUCAAACCUGGUCUUCAAUACACAGUCUUGGGAAGAGUAACACGUCAGGACGAUUCACCAAUUUCCCUCCCAACGGCCUCUAGGGUCAAACUGACCGUGACCCACACCCUCCCUCUCCCUUCGACCACGACCUCCACCACCACAACUACAGAAAUGCCACCAUUAGAACCAGGAAUGAGGCCCGGCCGCUUACCAGUAGACGAACCAAUGAUCUCCCCCAUCAGAGGACGUUUCUGGCAACCAGUGUCCAAAGACGAAAGGCUGGAACCUGUCUUCCUUGAUGUUGAUGCCGAUGGAGUGUUUAAAUAUGAAAUGACAAUACCAGAGAAUGUCAAACGUGCAUCGGUGGAGGCAGUAUAUGAAAAGGGCUCUUCUUACCUCAGUCUCAAUCCAAGUAAAUCACCCAGUAAUAGCUUCAUGCAGGUGUCACUACUUAAUCCAGAUGUCAAACCAAAGACUGGAUCUGUUUCAAGGUUUGAAAUCAAGACUACUGAGCGUACUCCCAAAGUUUACUAUCAGGUCGUUUCAAAAGGACAGGUGGUAGAUUCAGGUGAAAUUGAUAUGCAAUCCUCAGGGGUUAAAAUAUUUACCUUACCAAUAACGACAGAAAUGGCACCAAAAGCCCGGCUUAUCGUCCAUUAUGUCAGGAAGGACGGGGAAAUUGUCACAGACGCCCUCACAUUCAAUAUCGAUGGAAUCUUCAAAAACAAGGUAGACAUAGACUUUGACGUUCAGGAGACGCGCCCUGGAAAGGAAGUUGUGGUAUCCGUCAAAGCGGAUCCAGAUUCCACGGUUCAUUUGUUGGCGGUGGAUAAGAGUGUUCUGAUUUUACGAAGUGACAACGACAUCAAAGAAAGCAGGGUGAACGACGAAUUAAACAGCUAUGAUAACGCUUUCUCUGGUGGUAACUGGGGACCCUUUGCUAGAAGCUGGCAUUGGUGGCCCAGACCUUCAGGAGGGGAGGAUGCUGACGAUGUGUUCCGAAACAAUGGAAUGGUUGUUCUUACAGAUGCCUUAGUGUAUAACUACGAAGAACCAUGGCUGCAACCCAUGCCGAUGUUACGUAGAAUGGGUGGACCCGUAAUGGCCAUGGCUGCUCAGCCAGUCGCAUUUGCAGCCAUGGAAAACAGAGCGAUGGCUUCUCCUGCUGCUGGAGCUGGACCCCCUUCUUCUUCGUCACCCCCACGCGUGAGAAAAGUUUUCCCAGAAACGUGGCUUUGGAGCAAUUCAAGCACCGGCGCGGACGGUAUCACGUCACUCAGUGUUCCUGUACCGGAUACUAUUACUACUUGGGUCGCUACAGCUUUUGCUGUCAACCCUAACUCUGGAUUGGGUCUAACUCCGAGUCCAGCUAAUCUUAAGGUAUUCCAGCCAUUCUUUGUGAGUUUGACCAUGCCUUACUCUGUAACACGAGGGGAACUAGUGGUCCUCCAGGCCAAUGUCUUCAAUUACCUGGAACGUGAUGUUAGGGUUCUCGUCAUCAUUGAUAAAAAUGAAAGCUUCAAGAACCUGGUGACCUAUAUACAGGACAAUCAGGUCAAGAAAGGCAGAUUCUCAGCCAGAGUGGGCCGUACUUUCAACAUGACAGCUGGUGAGAUCUACCCUGUGUAUUUCCCUAUCAUUCCCACAGAGACUGGGGAUCUUAAGAUCAAUAUCACCGUCAUUUCUACAGGUCCUAGUGAUGCUGUCAUCAGAUAUCUUAAAGUGGAGCCCGAGGGAGUGGAGAAAGAGUUUAAUAACCCUGUGUUGAUCAAUACUGGUAAUACUGGGACGUUUACAGAAGAUGCUGCGAUAUCAUUUCCACCCAACACUGUGGCUGGUUCACGGCGUGUCAGAGCCUCAGUUAUUGGUGAUGUGAUGGGUCCAUCAAUCAGUGGACUAGACUCCCUGUUGAAGAUGCCGUAUGGAUGUGGAGAACAAAACAUGCUGAACUUUGCUCCAAAUAUCUUUGUGCAGAAAUACCUUACAAUCACUAAUAAUCUAACUCCAGACCUAGAAAAGAAAGCUAAAGAAUACAUGAUUAAGGGUUACCAGCGGGAAAUGACGUACUCCCAUGAAGACGGUUCAUACAGUGCUUUUGGUAAAAGUGACAAGUCAGGCACAACCUGGUUGACUGCUUUUGUUGUGAAGUCGUUCUCUCAGGCUUCUGAUUUCAUCACCAUUGACGAGAAUGUCGUAAAGAAAGCCGUGACUUGGCUUGUAUCUCAACAGAACGAAAAUGGAACAUUCAGAGAACCAGGCAGAGUUUUACACAAGGAAAUGCAGGGAGGUUCAGCUGGAGGGGAAAGAGCCCUCACGGCUUUUACUCUGAUCGCUCUCAAGGAAGCUGAGGUCGUUCCAGGAGUGUCUGAGCUGACAGGAAGGGCAAUACAGAAAGCCAGGACGUACUUGGAAGGUGAUAUAGAUCUUUUAGAAGAUAUCUACGAAUUAGCCCUCGUUGGAUAUGCCCUCCAGAUCACUAACAGCCCCCGAGUCAAUGAAGUUAUCAACAAACUCAAUGCUAAGGCUACCAUGAAAGAUGGACUUAAAUAUUGGUCAAAACCAGAGACCGGCAUUCAAUGGAAGGGAUGGUCUCCUCCUAAAGACCAGGCAAAGGCUGUUGACAUAGAAACCACAGCAUAUGCUCUUUUGGGUCUAGCUAUAAAUAAAGAUUUAGAAGGAGGGUUACCUGUUCUCAAAUGGAUCACCUCCCAGCGAAACCCUGAAGGAGGAUUUGCUUCAACGCAGGACACUAUUAUUGCUCUCCAAGGAUUGGCAGAAUUUGCUACUAUGGUUUAUAGUCCAAAUUUCAACAUGCGUGUGACGCUGACCAGCAAAACUCCAGGUGUACCAUUCAAUCAGAAAUUCACAAUUACCCAGAACAAUGCACUUGUUCUCCAAACAGCAGACAUUCCUGUGGACGUUAAAAGGCUUGAAGUCAAAGGUGAAGGAUCGGGUAUAGCCCUUGCAGAGAUCUCUACUUAUUUCAAUACUGAUGAAGAAAUAGAAGUGUCUUCCUUUGAUGUCAAUGUGACGCUUACUGAUGAAACAACUAAAGGGUUCACGGUGAAAGUUUGUGGAAGAUGGUUGAAAGAAGGUAAUUCUGGAAUGUCUAUGAUGGAUAUCGGAAUACCCUCUGGAAUGACCCCUGAUUUGGAUACACUCGAUACAUCUAAGGCUCCCAUGUAUAAACGUAAUGAGAUGGGAUAUAGGAAAUUAUCCUUAUAUUUUGAUGAGUUUGACCAACAAGCCCAGUGUGCCUCUGUAUAUAUGGCCAACACAGAUAAAGUAGCAGAGAAGCAGCCCUCUGUCAUUAGACUCUAUGAUUAUUAUGAACCCAAAAACCAAGCUACCACAUUCUACACAUCUAGAAUUUUGGCGGAUUCAGGAGUUUGUGAUGUGUGUGGAACAGAAUGCUUCUGUACUGCUAAGCCUUAACAGUAAGGAAUAUGGCUUCAUUCCUGUUGAAAUAUUGGUGCUAUCACGAACACACUAAAAGAGACAUCUCCAUGAUAUAAACUAUCUUUCUGCUUAUUCAGUGAGGGAAUUUUAAUCUAACUAUGACUGAGGGAUAAUAAUAUGUUCUCUUCUCUACAAACUAUUGAAUAGUUACCCUGUAUUAUUCUUUAUGUUGUCUGUUACAUAAGGCCCUAUGUAUGAUGUUUAUUGAUUCAAACCAUGAAUAAAAAUAUUUUUGUA